Messenger RNA from Symbiodinium necroappetens, 897 nucleotides. Lineage: Eukaryota; Dinophyceae; Suessiales; Symbiodiniaceae. The record is from the annotation of a GenBank genome assembly.
AUGCAUGUCGAACUCAAAAAUCGUUCUGCCAGCGAAUUGGAGCCCACAACUUCUUUGAGUUGCUGUGCAUCCCAGGCCGACUACCCUCUCUGCGAGGGACUUCCGCGCAAUGGCAUCCGUGUCAUUGACACGGCACACGUCAUCAGCACCAAUUGCACCUGGCAUGGACAUCCAGGGCUGCAGGUGACCCUCAAGGAGACACUGACCUUCCAAGGCACUUUGGUGUUGAAGGGUGAGAUACAGAUCAUGGGGGAGCAGGAGCUGGACGGACCCUGUAUCAAUGUGAGCGGGAAGAUGACGGUGAUUGCCGCGAACGCCAGCUUCGUUGGCUGCAGAAACAGAAUGAAGGAUGGAAAAGGCGGAGCUCUGUUCAUCCAGCGAGACUUGAUCGUCAGCAACAGCAGCGUCAAGUUCGAGAACUGCAGAGCAUCAGCAGGCGGCGGCCUCUACACCGGCAGCUUCUUGCAAGAAGCAGAAAGCACGGUGACCUUCGAGAACUGUUUCGGCAACGCCGGCGGAGGUGCACACGUGCGGAAUGACUUCACGCAGGGACCGAAGAGCUCCGCCAUCUUCCGCAGCUGCAGUGCGAAUGGAUUCGGAGGCGGCCUCUACACUGGCAGCUUCUUGCAAGAAGCAGAAAGCAUGGUGACCUUCGAGAACUGCACCGGUUUGAGCGGCGGAGGUGCAAGCGUGAAGGAAAACUUCACACAGGGACACAAGAGCUCCGCCAUCUUCCGCAGCUGCAGUUGCCUCGAUGCUGACGGCAGCUUCUCCCAAGCAGAAGAAAGCACGGUGACCUUCGAGAACUGCACCGGUUUGAGCGGCGGAGGUGCACGCGUGAAGGAAAACUUCACACAGGGACGCAAGAGCUCCGCCAUCUUCCGCAAUGGAGCCUGA